AUGAGUUCUUCCAGACGGUCAGCUAACUCAGCUAAUGCUAGUGAUACCCCUGAUUUGAAGGACGUUUAUGAUCCACAAGUAUCACCUGCCAAUUACUUGAGUAACCCAGGUGGUGGAAGCGCUAUCAUCAAUGGUACUGGUACAGACGAUGCAACUGGUCUUUCUUUUGGUACGCAUCAUCUGAGUCGACAACAACAACAGCACCAACAGCAACAAACGCAGCAACAACAACAACAACAACAACAACAACAUCCAUUCUAUUCAACUGAGUUGCAACAGCGCGCCGAGUUACAAAGAAGACAACAGCAAUUGCAACAACAACAACAACAAUUACAGCAGUUUCAACAGCAACAGAGAGAAUUGGCACAGGCUCAAGCCCAAGUUCAAGCUCAUGCUAGAGCGCAGGCUCAAGCUCAGGCACAGGCUCAGGCUCAAGCGAGAGCACAAGCACAAGCUCAGGCUCAAGCUCAGGCUCAACAAUUUCAACAACACCAACAGCGCCAGCAACAGCAUCAACAACAACAACAGCAACACAACCACGGGAUACGUUUGCCCACCAAUCAAGGUGUAUCUGCCCCUUCACAAGUAUCGCCAGUCAACUCAACACUCUCAGAUGAACUCAACAUGGAUGAAGAUCUUCGAUCCAAAUAUAUUGAAAACGAAAUCAUCAAGACAUUCACCAGUAAAGCUGAUCUUGUCAAGUAUGUCAAACUAGUGCUUGGUCCGGAGGACCAUUGUCGUAUUGUCAUUAACUCAUCCAAACCUAAAGCCAUUUACUUUCAAUGUGAACGAUCAGGUUCGUUUAGAACCACAGUCAAGAACCCACAAAAGAGACAACGUAUUGCAUACACAAAGAGAAACAAAUGUACUUAUCGAUUAGUGGCUAACGUGUAUGCCAAUGACAAAGGUGGUGUUGGUGGCAGUGGCAAUGGCAGUGGUGCUGGUAAAAAAGUCAAGAGUGAAGAUUCAAUCGAUGCGAAUGGGAAUAUAAUUUCAAUGAAACAAGAAGGCAACGAUGGUGGAGCAGAUACUAGCGAUACUGAAGAUUUAUGGAUUUUGAGAAUGAUUAAUCCUCAACAUAAUCAUCCACCUGAUCCACCUGAUAAAAAGAAGAAACAAAAGGAUUCAAGAACACUAGUUGAAAAGCCUGUGCAUAAACAUUCACAACUGAAAAGACAACCGGGUGGCAAUAACCCAUCAUUAUCAGGGUCCAAGUCGUCUGGUGGUGGUGUAGAUCCCGCUGCGGCGGCUUUGGGGUUUGCUAAAUCCAACCAAGGAGGACAAAACUUCCAACAAAAUCAUCUACCACCACAAUUCCAACAACAACCACAACAGCCGCCACAUAAUCAACAACAACUUGAUCAUGCAUUAUCGAAUUUAGCUGGUGCGGCAAAUUACAAUGAUUUGAUUGGCCAUUUGAGUCAAAGUCUUCCUCCACAGCAACAACAACAAGGCAGACUGAGGCGAUCAGACCAACAGCAAAUACAGCAGCACCCGCAUCCUGAUGCAUCAGUUUAUGCCGCGCUUGAAGCAGCCAAUAGUGGUUCAGGAGCAGGUAGUUCAGAUGCUACUAGUAUAGCUGCCGCCGCAGCAGCUGCGGUCGCCUUGAGCGCCCAACAAGGCAGUGGAGGCGGCAACGUUCAUGGAAUCAAUGGUGUUAAUGGCGUUAAUGGUGUAGCUGGUGGUAAUGCAAACCAAGCAUCAUCGCAAGUUGAUUUAGAUCUGAGCCAAAUUGAUCCCAAUGUUGAUCCUAGUGUGCAGGCACAUGAUCAAUCGCAUCAGCAUCAACAUUUGAGAAGAGGUGGGUUCUUGUGA
Molecule: messenger RNA, 1815 nt
Organism: Lodderomyces parapsilosis
Lineage: Eukaryota; Fungi; Ascomycota; Pichiomycetes; Serinales; Debaryomycetaceae
Gene: RBF1
Product: Rbf1p
Exons: 1
Coding region: 1-1815 (604 amino acids)
Source: RefSeq, a predicted model, not a curated record